UUCUCUUUCCCUCUCUUUUCUCUCUCUCUCUACAAAGCUUGUUGCGCAUUGACAUUUCUACAGCAUCUGUGCCGUUUGCUGAUAAAAAGGAAAGCCGUCAGUCAGCAAACUGUGGGGGAUUUGGCAGCUGUGGUGGUGUUGACAUCACUUCCGGGCUGUGGGGAGUCAGUUAAUCCUGUGCUCAUGUGUCACUCCAGUCAGUAGCCGCCAAACACUGAAGGGAGGGAAAUGGUGAGAUGUCGUAAACCUCUGAAUAAUCCCACAUGUUACAAUCUACACAAAGUUAAAAUCCACACCCGGAGACCUCAGUCCACCAAUGCCAUCCCGACAGAGCAGCGAGACACCGAGACCUCAGCCCCACCAAAUGGUGCAAGUAGGCGAGCGCGCUUCAGGUUACAUUUCCCCCAGCUGGCACUGCGGCGCAGGUUAGGCCAGCUGAGCUGUAUGUCCAAGCCCGCACUCAAGCUGCGUACCUGGCCUCUGUCUUUUCUCUAUUUCUUCCUGCCAUUUAGUGUCCUUAAACCUCUUACUAAAGUAGGAUGGCGUGCAACAAGCAGGGUUGGCUUGUACAAAUCUAUUCCCACUAGAUUGCUUUCCCGGGCCUGGGGACGCUUGAAUCAGGUGGAGCUGCCAACGUGGAUGCGAAAGCCAGUCUACAACCUGUACAUAUGGACAUUUGGUGUAAAUAUGAAAGAAGCUGCAGUGGAGGACUUGCAACAUUACCGAAACCUCAGUGAAUUCUUCCGCCGAAAGCUUAAACCUCAGGCGCGCCCUGUCUGUGGCUCUCACUGUGUGAUCAGCCCUUCUGAUGGAAAGAUCCUUCACUUUGGGAGGGUGAAGAACUGUGAGGUCGAGCAAGUGAAGGGAGUGACGUAUUCACUGGAGACUUUCCUGGGCCCCCAGACCUGGUGUGAGAACCUGGAGAUCAGCAAUAGUAAAACUGAGACAUUCCAGGAUCAACUGGUGACCAAGGAAGGCAAUGAUCUGUACCACUGUGUUAUUUACCUGGCGCCUGGCGACUAUCACUGUUUUCACUCACCUACUGACUGGAGAGUUUCACAUAGACGCCAUUUCCCAGGCUCCCUGAUGUCGGUGAAUCCUGGUGUUGCUCGCUGGAUUAAGGAACUAUUCUGUCACAAUGAACGAGUUGUCCUCGCUGGCGAGUGGAUACAUGGGUUCUUCUCGCUGACGGCUGUCGGAGCCACAAACGUUGGAUCAAUUCGCAUUUAUUUUGACAGUGAUCUGCACACCAACAGCCCUCGCUACAUGAAAGGAUCCUAUAACGAUUUCAGCUUUGUGACAAACAACAACAAAGAAGGGAUCACCAUGAGAAAAGGCGAGCACCUGGGCGAGUUUAACCUGGGCUCUACCAUCGUUCUCAUCUUUGAGGCACCAAAAGACUUCACCUUUAACCUUAAUUCUGGACAAAAGAUCAGGUUUGGCGAGGCCCUUGGGUCCAUGUAAUGCAAGUACUGUCGCCUAUUGACUCCUUUGUUGAAUUGGAGCAAAGAGGAGUGAAAUGCAGGUCUAAAUCUUUCAUCCUUGCCACAGAAGCAUCUCCCAUCACCUCCAUCGAAGGUACCAGCUCAACCAUGACGACCGGCACUGCCGUCUUCUUCAGAGAUGAACUGACCUAUCAGAUCCUUCAACUGCUCCUUUAACGAGGACGCUUGUGGGCGGAGAGGACCUUCAGAGCUUGUGCAGCGUCAGCCACUCCCGGCAGAGGGAAGAGCUGGCAGGUCACCAGGAAUGGGAUGCUGACAGAUGGUGAUGGGCCCUGAGUGUUGUGUGUUGAGGGGCCCUGUUCCGAAUGGCAGUGGCACAGGGUUUCCUGCAAACACUGCCAGGGACGGGUGAUGCUAGAGUAUUUGCUGAAUAACUCCUUGCAGGUGAAAUCAUUGGGUCAUUCUAACUGUUUUAGUUUAUGCAGUAUUUUUAUAUACUAAAAAAAACACUUGAUGCAUUGAAUUACAUUUGAGAAAAUAAACUAAUACUGUACCAAAUCUUGUUGCAGCUGAACUUUCUUUGGGCUAACGUGGGUGUGUUUUUCUACAUCUCGGAGGCAGAUGCAAUAAUCUUGGGCUUAUUACCUUUCAGUUUAAGCCUUAAACCUUUCCAACUGCCUUCAAAUGACUUGAGGAAAAGCAAACUCAUACACCUGAUGUGAAAUGCAUUACUUAAUUCAGUGUAAAAUGGGACAAAGCUACAGUGGAAUUAGAAUGUGGAAGUUGAAAGCUUUGGUCCGACUUUUAUUUUUACAAAAUCUGUAGAUUUUGUAUCAAAAAAAUUCUAUGCAAUGAAAGUCAUUAGAUCCUAAUUUCCUUGUCCUAUUCUCAUUCCUAUUUAAUGCAAACCAUCUACAAAAGCCAUGGGAUGGGGGGAUCCAGAUUUUGUUACAUUUUUUGUUUCACUGAGCACUUCUUUACACAACAAAUCACUGCCAAAAGUUGGUAAUUAUGCUCAUAAUGUGAUUCUUUUAUAGCUCUAGGCAAUCACUUUUUAGGAUUUCACAAGUGUAAAGAUCCACACACGUGUGCAGCAUUACAAUAAGGUAUUUGGUACAAGUUUUUCCAAAAAAUAAGUUGUGCCAGUAUUGUAUUUUUAUUCUGUACUUUUUGUUGUGUGUGGUUGCUGUAGGAAUAUUUGGGGUUUGAAGAGUGUGGACUAUUGUGUGAGUGUUUUAAUGGUCACUGCCGUUGAUUUAUUCCAUUAGGAGCAGUGACCAAUGAAUAAAAUAAAACUAGCAUUUCACAAGGA
This is a messenger RNA of Callorhinchus milii (elephant shark), 2757 nucleotides long. RefSeq names its product phosphatidylserine decarboxylase (gene pisd). Bases 229 to 1464 code for a protein of 411 amino acids. Gene Ontology annotation, biological process: phosphatidylethanolamine biosynthetic process. The transcript is spliced from 7 exons. The record is from RefSeq and is a predicted model, not a curated record. Gene Ontology annotation, cellular component: mitochondrion. Lineage: Eukaryota; Metazoa; Chordata; Chondrichthyes; Chimaeriformes; Callorhinchidae. Gene Ontology annotation, molecular function: phosphatidylserine decarboxylase activity.